This is a messenger RNA of Fusarium fujikuroi IMI 58289, 2229 nucleotides long. RefSeq names its product related to heterokaryon incompatibility protein. Gene Ontology annotation, molecular function: protein binding. The record is from RefSeq and is a predicted model, not a curated record. The coding region runs from base 1 to 2229 and encodes 742 amino acids. NCBI's taxonomy places the organism in Eukaryota, Fungi, Ascomycota, Sordariomycetes, Hypocreales, Nectriaceae. The transcript has 2 exons.
AUGAUUGAACCAGAAUCAGAGGCUGAUCAAGGCCAGCCUUACAAAUACCGGGCACUUGAGUCUCCACUCCAUAUUAGAUUGCUUCAUCUACUGCCCGACGAGCCUAAUGAGGAUAUUCGACUACAAAUCUCACAUGAACUUCUGAGGCAAUCGGAGCAACCUAGGUCACUGCGUCUAUCCCGAAAGCAACUACAAAGAACGCUCCCUCUAGUAUGGGAAGUCGUUGAAACUAUCGAAGGCAGAUUCAUCUUCAUGAGCGAGUCUGACGACACAUCAAGUGGAGUGGAAGAUGAAAGCGAGGAAAGCGAUGAAGAAAAUGGAAUUAUCCAUACUUGGAAACACCCGGACCCUGCUGUAGACCCAGCACUGUACGAGCUCCCACCUCUAAAUCCCGCACAACCAGCAUUCGAAGCUCUAUCCUAUGUUUGGGGCGGGCAACAUGACCCUGUGGCCGCUACCAUUGAAGGAAAGGCAAGUAAGUACCUCGGAAUUAUAAAGCUUGGGAAGAACCUAGCUACGGCACUCAGACACUUGAGAUACCAAGACAAAGAGCGCGUAUUGUGGGUGGAUGCUAUCUGCAUCAACCAAAACGACGAUACCGAAAGGGCCACUCAAGUCCUUCGGAUGUCAAGUAUUUAUCAGGACUGCAGCCGAGUUGUCAUCUGGCUUGGCCCCGAAAAGCACGACAUAGGGCUACUUUUCUCUGAGCUGGCCCAUAUUGGAUCUCAGAUCGAGAAGACAACAAACGGUUUAAUAAUGUCAACCCCGGAUACAACCGACUUCAGUUGGUGGCAGAGCGAUGUGCCAGUUUCUUUUUCUGACGAGGUAUGGUCAGCUAUGAAAAAGCUCGGAGACAGGUCCUGGUUUAACCGUCUUUGGACUGUUCAAGAGGCUAUCAUGGCGAAUCGAGAUUCCAUAGUCCAGAGUGGCGACGCCAUUAUAUCAUGGUCUCUAUUCCGUCGUGCAGUUGUAUGCCUCCUGCAUAAAAACGAAAUGCCCAGGGCUCGAAUUUCUAUCAGUGUCAUGAGGAGCGUAGCGAAAAACCCAAUUGGAGCAACGCUGGCACAUACUCUGGACGCAUAUCAAGCCCGGCUGUGUUCAGACUCUCACGACAAGAUAUAUGGACUACUUGCUAUUCUACCACCAAGGUUUGCCAGUGAGAUCAGGCCGGACUAUGAGCAAUCUGUCGACGAGCUAUACAAGUCCUGCUUUCUGGCUAGUACUAAGGCUCUUAGCCGCUGGGAGCUGCGUGGCUGUCCCCGAAAUCCGGAUGAGGAUACUUGCCCCUCUUGGAUUCCUGAUCUUUCUGAAGUAGAUCCAUAUGGCCGGAGAGUAUCACACCACUAUGCCUCGGGAUGCUCUGCUCUACACUAUGAGUACCAAGCGCCCAACUUGCUAAACGUGGUUGGUCUAAGAUUCGACAUUGUGAAGUCUGUUUCCGAGAAGACCUUUGAUCAUUGGGAUGAUGGCGAGACAGCGAUUCGCGCUAUCCGAUCUUGGGAACCUGAAUGUUCUCUCACAGACCCGUACCCUAGCGGGGGCACCUAUUUAGAUGCUUUUGCCGCCACAUUUAUCCAAGACGGAAGAAUUGAACGUCGUCCUGCUGAAGGAUUCAGCCUUGAGCAUGUCAAGGAUAGGUUCAAAAAUGAAUUUCUUUCGACAGCCUCAACACCGGUGUCAAAGCUGACUCGCGGAGAUAUGAUGGAAUAUGUCAUCUGGACACGUUCCAAAGGUAGAGCGAUGGUCACAACUGAGAGGGGUAGUAUUGGCUUAGCCUGUCCUUUCGCAAAGCCAGGCGAUGUAAUUUGCGUCGUUCUCGGUUGCGACUUUCCAGUACUACUACGUCCAUGUAAGGACAACACCUGGAAGUUUCUGAGUGACUGCUACGUAUGGGAUCUAGAAACUGCACAAGGCUUGAUAGGUCCUCUACCGCCCCCCUGGCAACAACAGCUAUUCUAUGAUCCCAUCAUCGAACACCGGUCUUUUACACGCUAUUAUAACCAUAACACAGGGGAGCUGACAGCAGAAGACCCGAGGCUGGAGCCUCUUGUAGGAUGGCAGCGCGUUUCACUGGAAGAGCUAGGGCGAGACCUUACAGGCGACGACCCAGAGGUGUAUGAAUUCUUCCGGAACAUGGAAGAUGGCAGAAUCGUGAACUCCGAUCCGCGUUUAGAGCCAGAAGCACUUGAGUGCCGGGGAGUGAACCUGGAAACAUUUGUAUUGAGCUAG